AGGGCGGCGGAGGCGGCGGCUGCAAAGGAAGGGAGCCGGGUCGCCGCGCCAGGUCUCUCGGCCAGAGCUUUUUCCAUGUGGAGGUUCUUUCAAUGGACGUGUCGCCGCGUGCUUCUUAGACGGUCUGCGGUCUCCUAAAGGUCGACCAUGGUGGCCGGGACCCGCUGUCUUCUAGCGUUGCUGCUUCCCCAGGUCCUCCUGGGCGGCGCGGCCGGCCUCGUUCCCGAGCUCGGCCGGAGGAAGUUCGCGGCGUCCACGGGCCGCUCCUCGUCCCAGUCUUCGGACGACAUCCUGAGCGAGUUCGAGUUGCGGCUGCUCAGCAUGUUCGGCCUGAAGCAGAGACCCACCCCCAGCAGGAACGCCGUGGUGCCCCCCUACAUGCUGGACCUGUACCGCAGGCACUCGGGCCAGCCGGGCGCGCCGGCCCCGGACCACCGGCUGGAGAGGGCGGCCAGCCGCGCCAACACGGUGCGCAGCUUCCACCACGAAGAAUCUUUGGAAGAACUGCCAGAAAUGAGUGGAAAAACAACCCGGCGAUUUUUCUUUAAUUUAACUUCUAUCCCCACCGAGGAGUUUAUCACCUCAGCAGAACUUCAGGUUUUUCGGGAACAGAUGCAGGAACCUUUGGAAAACAAUAGCAGUUUCCAUCAUCGAAUUAAUAUUUAUGAAAUUUUAAAACCUGCAACAGCCACCUCAAAGUUUCCCGUGACCAGACUUUUGGACACCAGAUUGGUGAAUCAGAAUGCAAGCAGGUGGGAGAGUUUUGACGUCACUCCUGCUGUGAUGAGGUGGACUGCACAGGGAAUUACCAACCAUGGAUUUAUGGUGGAAGUGGCCCACUUAGAGGAGAACCAAAGUGUCUCCAAGAGACACGUUAGGAUUAGCAGGUCUUUGCACCAAGAUGAACACAGCUGGUCACAAAUAAGGCCCUUGCUAGUAACAUUUGGCCAUGAUGGGAAAGGACAUCCUCUCCACAAAAGAGAAAAGCGUCAAGCAAAACACAAACAGAGGAAACGCCUUAAAUCCAGCUGCAAGAGACACCCUUUGUAUGUGGACUUCAGUGAUGUGGGGUGGAAUGACUGGAUUGUAGCCCCUCCCGGGUAUCAUGCCUUUUACUGCCAUGGGGAAUGCCCUUUUCCCCUGGCUGAUCACCUGAACUCCACUAAUCAUGCCAUUGUUCAGACGUUAGUUAAUUCAGUUAACGCUAAGAUUCCUAAGGCAUGCUGUGUCCCAACGGAACUCAGUGCUAUCUCCAUGCUGUACCUUGAUGAAAAUGAAAAGGUUGUAUUAAAGAACUAUCAAGACAUGGUUGUGGAGGGUUGUGGGUGUCGUUAGCACAGCAAAAUAAAAAAAUAUAUAUAUACAUAUAUAUUUUAGGAAAAAAAGUUGACACUUUAAUAUUUCCCAAUGAAGACUUUAUUUAUGGAAUGGAAUGGAGGAAAAAAAAACAGCUAUUUUGAAAAUAUAUUUAUAUCUACAAAAAGAAGUUGGGAAAACAAAUAUUUUAAUCAGAGAAAUUAUUCCUUAAAGAUUUAAAUGUAUUUAGUUGUACAUUUUAUAUGGGCUUAACCCCAGCACAUGAAGUAUAAUGGUCAGAUUUAUUUUGUAUUUAUUUACUAUUAUAACCACUUUUUAGGAAAAAUAGCUAAUUUGUAUUUAUGUGUAAUCAAAAGAAAUAUUGGGUUUGUACAUAAUUUUCCAAAAAUUGUAGUUUUCUGUUGUGUGUAUUUAAGAUGAAAAGUCUACAUGGAAGGUUACUCUGGCAAAGUGCUUAGCACAUUUGCUUUUUUGCAGUGCUACUGUUAAGGUCACAAGUUCAAGUCCAGAAAAAAUAAGUGGAUAAUCCACUCUGCUGACUUUCAAGAUUAUUAUACUAUUCAAUUCUCAGGAAUGUUGCAGAGUGGUUGUCCAAUCCAUAAGAAUUUACGUCCUUAUUAGAUGGAAUAUUUGGAUGAGAACCAAACAUUGCUGAUCUAAUAUAAAAAGUCUUACCCCCCUCCUUAAUUUGCAGAAACAAAGCAAAACCAGUAGAAUUAAUUAGGAAAAAUAUGAACCUGCAGGAAAGUGGAUGAUGGUUUAUUUUUCUUCUUUCCUAAAUUAGUGAUCCAUUCAAAGUGAGUAGUCUGGCUAAAGUAUUAAAUAAAACAUAAGAGUUUUUUUCAUUAUGGAUAUUGUGGUCAUAUAGAUGUAUGUUUAAAGUUGGCAUGUAGUGGUCCUCAUGGAAAUAAGCAAAUCAAUUUUUACCUCAUUUGGGAGUUCUUUAUGCAUAGAAAGACCCAGUUUUCUCACUUCAUCUGAUUCACAGCAAAAUUGUCCCCAUAAUGUGUUCUGCCUAUUCAUAUUCUUUGUUCGAUCAGCUUGCUUUUUCUUUCCAGUGUUGUGUUUAAACACAAUUCUCAAAAUGUUAAACCUAUUUCAGAUAAUAAAUAUCAGUGCUCUGGCAUUUCAUUUUAUAAAGGCCAA
Erinaceus europaeus (western European hedgehog) is the source of this 2463-nucleotide messenger RNA. RefSeq names its product bone morphogenetic protein 2 (gene BMP2). The transcript has 3 exons. The record is from RefSeq and is a predicted model, not a curated record. Gene Ontology annotation, biological process: SMAD protein signal transduction; negative regulation of transcription by RNA polymerase II; BMP signaling pathway. Gene Ontology annotation, cellular component: extracellular region. Bases 148 to 1335 code for a protein of 395 amino acids. Gene Ontology annotation, molecular function: growth factor activity; cytokine activity; BMP receptor binding. Lineage: Eukaryota; Metazoa; Chordata; Mammalia; Eulipotyphla; Erinaceidae.